Monopterus albus (swamp eel) is the source of this 678-nucleotide messenger RNA. It is a transcript of the gene tmed1a, whose product is annotated as transmembrane p24 trafficking protein 1a. The record is from RefSeq and is a predicted model, not a curated record. Lineage: Eukaryota; Metazoa; Chordata; Actinopteri; Synbranchiformes; Synbranchidae. The transcript is spliced from 4 exons. The coding region runs from base 1 to 678 and encodes 225 amino acids.
AUGAAUGUGUCUGUACAGCUCUGUUUGCUGGCAUAUUUAAACCUGACUGUAGGCCUGACUUUGGCUUUAAGACCAAAUCAAGGAACGGCAUUUACAUUUCUAUUACCUGCUGGUAGCACAGAGUGUUUUUACCAAACUACCGUGAAGGAUGACAGCAUAGAAGUGGAUUACCAGGUGAUAGCUGGGUCAGGUCUGGAUGUUGGCUUUGCCCUCAUCUCGCCCAGCGGAUACCGGCUGGUGUCUGACUUUAGAAAAUCUGACGGCCUUCACAUGGUGGAUCCCACGGAGGAUGGAGAUUACCGACUGUGUUUUGACAACAGCUUCAGUAAACUGUCAGAGAAGAUGGUGUUCUUUGAGGUUAUCAUUAAUAGUCAGAGCAGCACAGGCAGAGGCCGAGAUGAGUGGGGAGACGUGGCCACAGCAGAGAGCGUGGUGGAGUACAAAGUGGAGGACAUCAGGGCAAGGUUGGAUUCUGUGUACCAUCACCUGGAGAGGAGUCGUCAGGCUCAGACUGUGCUGCGGGCCUUCGAGGCGAGAGACCGCUACCUCCUGGAGGACAACCUGUGGCGAGUGUCCUUCUGGUCCUGCCUCAACCUGCUUGUCAUGGUCACCGUCGCUGUCACACAGAUUUACAUCCUGCAGAGCUUCUUUGAUGGCACCAAGCGGGUCUGCACAUAG